UAGUCAAUCGUUAUUCAUUAAUGUACCAACUAAUAGUAGAGGAGAGGAACCAAAUUUGAGACAGGCGCCUAAUUUGAGACAGUGGUGUAACUUUGAAUCUAUGUAGCGCCAUCUUCUAUUAAUACCAAAAAGUGUUGAACUAAGACGCAGUAGUAUUCUAGAUGUGUUUACAGUCUAGUUUUGCACAUGGUUUGCUGAGACAUCACAACUUGUUGCUUGUUCAGAGUCGAAAAUAUUUUUAAUAGUGCGAGAAAAGUGAUUACUAAAAGUGAGGUAAGAUACUUAGAACACUUGUCUGAUAUAAAUUUAGUAGCUUACAAAUACCUUAUUUAUUUUCUUUUUCAAUAUUGUGAUUUUAUUUUAUUACAUAACCUAAAUAUGCUUGUUUGAACUUCUUAACGGAAAAUUCCUAAUUUGAGAUACCCAAGUGUUCCUAAUUUGAGACUAUCUCAAAUAAGGGCCCUGUAUCAAGAGAUUAUCUUUUAUUUUUUUUAUAUUGCAGAUGCCACCGAAACACAAAAAGUGGAACCCAAAUGACAUGAUAAAGGCCAUCGAAGCUGUAAAGAAUAAGGAGAUGGGUUAUUUGAAAGCCGCAAAAGUUUUUGGAGUACCUAAAGGGACCGUAUGAAAGAUAUGUUAGAUCCGGUAAGGAUCCAAGAGAACUUGUAGACACACCAAUUGGUCGCAAGACUAUUCUUUCCCCUGAACUUGAAAAUCAGUUAGUACAAUAUGCAUUAGCUAUGGAAGAGCGAUUUUUUGGCUUACGUGCGCGUGAUAUAAAGCGUUUGGCAUUCCAGCUUGCGUUACGAAAUAGCAUAUCUCAUCCUUUUAAUGGACUUAAAAAAUCAGCAGGAAAGAAAUGGCUACGACUAUUUCUAAAAAGACAUCCUCAGCUAUCCAUGAGAACGCCACAAGGCAUGUCAGCUGCUCGUAUAAAGUCUUUCACCCCUGAGAAAGUCUCAAGCUUUUUUGACCUAUAUGAGGCCGAAUAUAACAAAAUUCUAAAUCCUUUUCACAGGAUAUUCAAUGUAGACGAAACGGGUAUUACUGUGGUUCAACAUAAGCACACUAAGGUUCUCUCUCUUAGAGGAAAGAAGCAGAUUGCAUCACUUACUUCAGCAGAGAGGGGUAAAUUGGUCACAGUAAUUACUUGUAUGAACGCUUCAGGCGUGUAUGUACCACCACUGUUAAUCUUCCCCAGAAAAAAUAUGAAAACAGAGCUAAUGUUAGGAGCCCCAAAUGGAGCAAUUGCGGAAUGCCAUAUAUCAGGUUGGGUACAGGCAGAUAUUUUUACCCGAUGGUUAAUCACUUUAUAAAAUUUACAAAGCCUACUGCUUCUGAUCCAGUUCUUUUAGUAUUAGAUGGUCAUUAUUCUCACACAAGGAACAUUGACCUGAUAGAUUUAGCAAAACAAAAUCAUGUGGCAAUAAUAUGUCUUCCACCACACUCAACAAACAAGAUGCAACCAUUAGAUGUCUCGUUUAUGUCACCAUUAAAGACUUUCUAUGCACAGGAAAUAGAGAAUUGGCUUCGAGAGAAUCAGCUAAGUACUGUUUCCCCAUAUGCAAUUUCUAGCAUUUUUUGCAAAGCUUACAAUCGAGCUGCUACAAUGGAAACCUCUUGUAAUGGAUUUCGGAAAACAGGACUGGUGCCUAUCAACAGAAAUAUUUUUAGAGAGUCCGAUUUUAGCGUUCAUCGGGUGGAAGAUCGGAUUGACACCGUAGAUCCCUGUGAAGUAGACCAUCAAGGUGAUGAUACAGCACAGCAAAUACAUGAGAAUGCGGCUACUUCUGCUGAUUUCACAGGUGAUAAUCUAGUGAAUCAAGAUGCAAGUACUUCUAUCGCAAACGAAAUUGCAAGCAUCACUAAUUUCGUAGACACUGUAGAAUUUAGAGUGCAACAACGAACACCUAGCCCGAAUUUAGAACAACAAAUACAAUUUAAAUUAGUCUCUCCAACCGAUAUUUGUCCUUUGCCCUCAUAUAAAAAACAAAAUACAGUGAGCAGAAGAUCAGGAAAGGCAGUAGUCAUUACUCACACGCCAUAUAAGAAAGAGUUGCAGGCAAGCUUAGAGAAAAGACAGAUGAAAGCAAUUCCCAAAAAAAAAUUGGAUGCUAAUUUAAACCAAAAUAGCAUAUCCACACAAAAUCAACCCUCCACAUCUGGAGCUAAUAGGUCAAUCAACCAGAACCAGCCUUCUACAUCUAGUGCUAAAAGGUCCAAAAGGAUUCGGAUACCUUCCCACUCCAGUUCAAGUUCAGAAUCUAGCGGAAGCCUUAAGUUGGAUGAUUUAUCCUCAGACGAAAGCGGUGGAAGCGAUGCUGAAUGCUUAUUUUGUACGGGUCGAUUUUCUGAAGAUAAGAAGGGCGAAAAAUGGGCCAAAUGCAGCCAUUGUAGUAGAUGGGCACAUGAAGAUUGUGGAGAGAUUGCCAAUAAAAUUUUCAUUUGCACUUUCUGUGAAGGGAAGGGGUUUUUCGAAUAGUAUCUUAAAUAAGGGUACCUAUCUCAAAUUUGGAUAACUAUCUAUCUCAAAUUAGGGAACCAGCUGUAAAUCUACAAAAAUGUUUACUUUUAUUUAAAUACACUUUUCGCCUGUAAAAGAAAACAUUUAUAGUUAUUUUUUUUAGUUUAGAGUAUGCUAGGAGCAUAAAAUCGCAAGUUUAUUUAAAUAUAUAACCUUGUUUAAAACAAAAAGUAUUUUAUUUUCCCUUCACAAAAAAAGUAUCUCAAAUUUGGUUCCUCUCCUCUACUUUCAAUUGAUUGCGCCACCACUUUAUGAUGACGAGCUUU
Molecule: messenger RNA, 2790 nt
Organism: Acanthoscelides obtectus
Lineage: Eukaryota; Metazoa; Arthropoda; Insecta; Coleoptera; Chrysomelidae
Source: the annotation of a GenBank genome assembly